CCAGUCGUUCAGCAUUGUCGUCGUAGAGAUGUGACGAACUACUUACUUCCUCUGACUUCGUGAUGCCAGUGUUGUUCUAGUUUUAGUUGACCUGGUGUGGUGUGGUGUGGUGUGGUCACUAACUAGCAGUUCACUUCGUUCCGUUCCUGACCAACUGGUAACCAGCUGCUACCAGACGCCUGGACGUCAAGCAAGCAAAGACUGAAAGAAAGCUUGCUACCGAUACUACUCCGGCGUAUGAAGAGGACUUUUGGACCUACUGCUGGGGCAUUCUGAACCUAGAUACAGCUGGCUCUGGUGCUGCUGCUUCUCUCUACACUGUCAGUCCAGUCCAAGUCCCUUACUUCCCGUUCCAGGAUACUUGUAGAUGAGAGCCCUCGCUAGUCAUAACCACGCACACACUAGUCCGUAGUAAUCAGUAAGGCAUUGCCAUAGCAAGUACACUGGGUAGAUCUACCACAAACUCCAGCAGCGCUUCUUGACUUGAACCUGUUUGCUCCAGUGCAUACCGAUGUGUGUGUAGUGUGCUCGGAUCAUCCAGUCCAGAACAUUAUUCCAGCACCUGGAUUUGUGUUUCGAAUCUGUGCUACAGUACAGUGGCUAUUCUUGACUGGAACCUUGCUGGACGCCUGAGCAGGGUCACACUCGCAGUCACAGGGUUACAGAGCCUUCGAGCAGUAGCAUUGGUGGACCGCAUCGCUGUUCCACGACCAACCGUAAUUGCGCAGGCUGAACGCAGAGGGACCAAGAGGUGUAGACGGCCAAGAGGUGUGAGUCCACCUUGCCAGUCGCUAACAGACACGCCAUAGUGCGCUGCCUGUUGGGAGUCCUGCUAGCUAGCUGUGGGUCACGCCGGAGCUGAGCUGCUGGCAAGAUCUCUCGCGCUCGCUCUCCUUCCCGCGCUGUCUCCUUCUUCGCUUCUCCUCCAGCUCUGUCCGGGAACCGAGGAGGUUCGUGUGUGAUGCGGUGACAGGGCGCUGCAGACUCAUCUGUAGACUUGUAGUCUCCAGUUCUCACCUUCAACAGCAGACAGCUUGACGUGAGGGCGGUUCACACGAAGUAUGAGCGAGCGGCAGACUGCCCAGGCGCAGGCGACUGUCCUGGUGUACGACGACAAAGUGAAGAAAUGGACGCCAGCCCAGCAGCAGAACACGCCAUCUGCAGUGCAGCUUUUCGUCAACGACUCGACGGCCCAGUCCAGAAUCGUGGGCAGGAGGAUGUCGGACAUGCAGGUCACCGUCAAUACACAGCUUUAUAAAGGCAUGGUGUUCAACGCCGCUUCUAAGACUUUCUAUCAAUGGAGAGAUCCAAGGAACGUGUAUGGCCUGAACUUUCAAGAUCCGCAGGUUGCAGCAACCUUUGCCAGUGCCGUUGGAGACGCUCUGAAGCAACUGACAGGUGGUGGUGGACAGCAGCAGCAGCAGCAGCAGCCUCCACCACCGGCCAGGUCACAACCACCGGCACAGCCAGCACGUCAACAGGCUGCUCCGGCCGCGGCGCCACAACCACCGCCGCAGCAGCCACAGCGUGCCCCCGCGCCGCCAGCAGCACCCCCGGUCCCAGCCGCAGCGCCCACGCCACCCCCAGCUCCAGCCGGUCCACCUGCACCGCCUGCUCCAGGGCCAGGCGGUCCACCGGCACCUCCGCCUCAAGGACCACCUGUACCACCGCCCGGAGGUGGAGGUGGUGGCGGCGGCGGUGGUGGACCACCUCCACCACCGGGCCCCCCUCCACCGAUGGCUAGUAAUGGCCCGCCCGGACCUCCUCCACCACCGUCAUUGUCUGGGAGUGGUGGUGGUGGUGGUGGACGUGGCGGUGGCAGCGGCAGUGGACUAGCCGGAGCUCUAGGAGCAGUCAAACUGAAGAAAUCCGACACGCCUGUGAGUCCUCUUGGCAAGAAAGAAACUAUUACUAACUCUUGUAGUUGCAACUACCCACUCUCAAAAAUGUGUGCUUGAGCGCAAAGCAACCAG
Messenger RNA from Sycon ciliatum, 1973 nucleotides. Its product is annotated as vasodilator-stimulated phosphoprotein-like. The coding region runs from base 1062 to 1958 and encodes 298 amino acids. The record is from RefSeq and is a predicted model, not a curated record. The transcript has 4 exons. NCBI's taxonomy places the organism in Eukaryota, Metazoa, Porifera, Calcarea, Leucosolenida, Sycettidae.